Messenger RNA from Penicillium expansum, 204 nucleotides. RefSeq lists its product as uncharacterized. The record is from RefSeq and is a predicted model, not a curated record. Lineage: Eukaryota; Fungi; Ascomycota; Eurotiomycetes; Eurotiales; Aspergillaceae. The transcript has a single exon. Bases 1 to 204 code for a protein of 67 amino acids.
AUGGAAACAGAUACUUCCGAAACCUCCACCUCGCCCAACAACCCAGCCUUCCUUCAUUUCAAUACACUCAACCUCCACAAACGCACCUAUCCGUCUCAAAUUCAACCCCUGCACAUCAGAACCCCAAACGCCCCAUCUCUCCUAGUGUCUCCCACCCUCUUUCGUUCAUCCAUAGAGCAACAGCAGUCCUCGGACGGCGUGUAG